Messenger RNA from Aspergillus melleus, 2394 nucleotides. RefSeq lists its product as uncharacterized. Gene Ontology annotation, molecular function: alpha-L-fucosidase activity. The coding region runs from base 1 to 2394 and encodes 797 amino acids. NCBI's taxonomy places the organism in Eukaryota, Fungi, Ascomycota, Eurotiomycetes, Eurotiales, Aspergillaceae. The record is from RefSeq and is a predicted model, not a curated record. Gene Ontology annotation, cellular component: lysosome. The transcript has 5 exons. Gene Ontology annotation, biological process: glycoside catabolic process; fucose metabolic process.
AUGGCCUUGUCAAGUAGCUUUUCCAUAUACAUCGCGAUCAUAUUAUGUCCAUUAUUUUGCCAUGCAGUGAUAUUCAACCCCCAGAAUGCGUUUCAGUCUCUCGAUAAUCAGAACACAUCUGUUCCCAUCAGCUUAAAGCCUCUGCUCAACAAUCGUGCAUUCGGCCUCAAGCCAAACGAGUCGAAUUUUGAUGGCUACGGAAAUGCAUACCCAGCCCAGCACCUCCCACCCUCCAGCUUCACCUACGGGGGUAUAACCUACAAUUUCCCCACCUACAACACAUCCGGCCCCGACAACGUCCUCGCGCAAGGUCAGAAAAUCACCAUCCGCAACUCCAAAUAUCUCAGCGUGCACAUGCUCGCAGCCUCCGAGUCCGGUAUGGCAUCCGGAACCAUCAACGCGACCUACGCGGACGGUAGCACCGCCUCUGCUCCCGUGCUCGUACCCGCGUGGUGGAGCUGGCCAUAUCCCGCCGGCGGAGAUCUGAUCUUUCCGUAUUUUCUGGGGAAUGAAUCGAUUGACUAUAACCGGUCGAAUAUCUUCCAUGCGGUCAAUUGGUUGGAUUCUUCGAAGGAGUUGGUCGCGCUGACUCUGCCAAAUGUGACGGGUGGGUCGGCGACUGAGCCUGGUGGGGAGGAUAUAGGGACACGACUGCAUGUUUUUGCUCUAUCUUUGUUGGCUUCUCGGGAUGAAGGGGAUGGCGAAGGUCUCAGGUUGAAGGUGCAGUAUGCGCGAUCGACCAGGAAAUGGAUAGAAGGGACCGAUCAGAUUCAGAUCGUUGAGGUGUUGGUUAACAAUGUGGGAGGGCAGUUCCUGCUGCGAAAUCAUUCGGUGAGUUUGAAAAUUGACUCGCCUGGUGUUCAGACUGUCUCCCCGGCACGGAUUAAGCGCCUUGCACCUGGUGAUCGGGUCAUUGUGGAGAUAGGCGUGAAGAAUAAGCCGGGUGUUAAACCUGGAAGUCAAGGACCAGCUAGUGUGGUGAUUUGGGGACACGGAGUGCAUGCUAGGAGGUAUACGUUCAACGCAACAUAUGGUAUUCCGGCCUAUGAACCAACAUACGAAUCUAUCUACGCACAUGAGUCGCCAAGCUGGUACAACAAUGCCAAAUAUGGGAUCUUUAUUCACUGGGGACCAUACUCCGUGCCUGGAUGGGGAAAUUCGGGAGAGAAUGAGAACUAUGCUGAAUGGUACUGGUGGAAUCUCAACGAGGGUCCAAACACAUCAGUUGCGACCUACGAGUACCAUUUAGACAAGUAUGGACCUAAUCUCGUUUACGACGACUUCAUCCAGAAUUUCACCGCAGAGGCAUGGGAUCCCAAAGAAUGGGUGGAUCUGUUUGCGGAUGCAGGCGCAAAUUACUUUGUUCAAGUGAGCAAGCAUCACGAUGGGUACGCCUUAUUCGAUCUUCCGGCGAAUGUCACGGAGCGCACUUCGGUGCUUAUGCCGCCGUAUCGAGACCUGAUCAAAGAGCUUUUCGAUGCCGCAUCGACAUACCAACCGCACCUUCAUCGAGCAGUAUACUACUCUUUACCAGAAUGGUUCCACCCAGACUACCAGAAAUACGGAUUUGGGUCCUGGCCAGGAGGCAACGCCACAAACCCCUUCACGAACGCCUCCCUCCCCUACGCCGGAUACGUCCCUCUAACCGACUAUAUCUCCGACAAGAUCCUCCCAGAGAUGCAAGCCCUCGCCAACCUCGGCACCGAAAUAAUGUGGUGCGACAUCGGCGGCCCAAACCGCACCACCGAGUUCGCAGCGCAAUGGUUCAACGCCGCCGCGCAAGCCAACAAACAGGUCGUCAUGAACGCGCGCUGCGGACUCCCAGGGGACUUUGACACGCCUGAAUAUGCGCGCUACGAGGCCGUGCAGACCCGAAAGUGGGAAACCUCCUUGGGCAUGGACCCGUAUAGCUACGGGUAUAACCGCGCGACGCCGCUAGCGCGAUACAUGAAUGCCAGCGCGAUCGUGACCAGCUUGGUGGAUAUUGUGAGUAAGAAUGGGAACUUUCUGCUGGAUAUCGGGCCGAUGGCGGAUGGGCGGAUCUUGGAUGUUGAGGCGAGGCAUCUGAGGGAGGCGGGGGAGUGGAUUGGAAGUCAUGGGGAGGCGGUGUUUAAUACGACUUAUUGGUUUGUGAGUCCUGAUGAGGGGGAGGUGAGGUUUACGACGACGUUGGAUGCGUUUUAUAUUGUUUCGUUGACGAGGCCGGUGGAUAGGUUGGUGCUGAGAUAUCCGGUGCCUUGGGUUGAAGGGGAUCGUGUCACGGUGGUUGGAGGGAGAAUGCAUGGGAAUGUGGUGCCUAGUAGAAGGAUGAAUGAUGGUAGCUUGUUCUUGGAGGUUAGCGAAGAGGUCGCGGAGGCAGAUCAGUAUGCAUGGGCGUUCAAGAUCGAGUACUGA